UGUAACUCGAUUCAGAAGAGCAAGCAUCGGCUGGAUGUUCCCUCGUUUCGCACCACAAACUUCGUAUGAUCGAAAUCGGGCAUAUGAUCGCAAACGGACGCUAGAAAACUCCUUCAACUUGGAAGAAGGCCAUAAGUAACGCGGUAUCGCAAGUAAUCGGAAAAAGAACUACAAGAACCUCCUUCCCCGAAAGUAGGGAGAGUAAGAAAUAAUUUAGAGUCUUUUUUUUUGAAUUGGCUGAGUCAACCGUGGUAAGUAAGAAAGCGCCAAGUACUUACAAGUGAGCUAGUCACACUCAGUGUUGGAAGAGAUGUUGCCAAAGGCGCGUGACCUGCAUCGCUACGACCCCAAGAAGGCAACGUCACGACUCCAAAGUAAACGGUUGCAUCUGAAAAAACUCGAGGCACGAAUUUCCGCAAGGGCUAAGGAGACAGCAUGGCGCGAAAAUCUAAGCAAACGAAAACAGCAAGAAGAGGAGGUAAUAGUCUCGAGUUCUAGAGGUCCUGACUCGUGCGCCUUGAUUUGUAAGUAUGAGUAACAUCUUAGUUUUUUUUUUAUUUUGACCCUCAUACUUAGACUUACGUUCUUAGUAUACCUACGCCGACCCAGACGUUUCGCCGCAGCUUCUGGGUAGUAGUAGAAUAAUUACAUCUCAAACCAUACUUAAAUUUCUUGACCACGACAGGACGACUCCGAUUCCGAGAGUGACAGCGAGCAGCGCAUACGACAGUAUGAAAGCGUCUUACUGGAUACGAGUUACUUCCUAGAUGACAUUGACCAAUGGGGCAGAGAGGCGUCUGACAUUGAUCGCAGCGAGGAAGAUUCGGUCGAGGAAGAGGAGGAGCCUAAGCCCUGUGGUGAGGGAAAUCAGAAUCUUCUUGGAGGUACUAGUACUAGAGGAGGAGGAGGAGGAGGUACAAAACGGAGGAAAUUCUCUACGACUUCGUCGAGCAGUGAAGUAAAGAACAAGAGGACCACGGGUGACGAGCACCAAGCGACAACAGUCAAUAAGGCUCAACUUUCAAUGGUCAUUGGGGUUGGUCACUGAGAUCGAAGAGGCGACCCCUUCUUGAGAGAACCAUCAGGGGAAAACGAAGGGAAAGGGGAGAGCUUUGAAGGGGGUCGCUUCCGUUCAGAGUCAGUGACCAGUGAAUUCCGAGCUUUAAAAUCAAUAGUGGAAGAACGGCCUCCAGUGGGGGUACUGGUGGGACAACUAUUAAGGAUAAUACGUCAACGUCAGCGAAAUUGGGGACAUCCAAUGUCGGAGCGCGUAUCGACGAGAACAAGAAGCGAGUACAGCUAUCUGAUUAUUUCGAAGGUUGCGCCACUUUGCAUGAGCUCGUUAUAGCAGAAAUGCGCGGUUAUUGUCCUCUUGUCUGCAGCGGGUACAAAGCGUCGAUGUUCAGAAAUAAGGUUGAAGAUCAUACGUCGAAGUCGGGAGAUGAUGGGGACGAAAGUGGAGAUAGUUCAGGGGGUGAACAAGGGACAAAUGAAAAGAGCUCAAGAAGAACCUCGUCUUCUACUACCAACGAGAAUAAAGAAGUGCAGAGCCAGAAGGAGAGGAAAGAUAAACCAUCUUCUUCUAGUACGUCUUCUUCGUCUAAAUGGGUACGCGUGGAUGCAUCCCGAUGGCCUAAGGGAGUCCGAGUGACACCUCUCUGGAUGCGCAAAGAAGUGGUAGAGCCGACACUUACAAAGAUAACCGGCUAUCUGGAGGAGCGGAAGAAACGGAUUCAAGAAUUGUAGAAUAUCUAGUUACAGAUGAGAUUAUGCGGUAGAGCAAUGAUUGUGAUUUUUGUGCAUAAUUAAAGGCAUGGGCUCUACGCACGGCAAGCGUCGUUACUUUGAACUGGACUUUAUGUCAAAACAUAUCGUUUGUCGGCCGCGUUGGCCAAAGUUUUGCGUGGGCGUUUACACAGAAAUGAAAAUGUCAGAUUUUGCCACACCAUUAGUUUUUUAUAAAGAGACUCCAACUCCUAGGUCAAUUUUCCGAGAACUAACACUAGUAAGCGAGUCCCUAACUGCAGCAGAGCUUGAUCCAUUUUUACUCUCGACUUUUUGGUUCCUGCGAAAUGAGGAUGCAAUGUGGAUUUUAUUUCGAAGAAAGUGCUCAUCAUAAGAACGCAAGAACGGAGGAACACCUACGGCUCCAUCGUCACGUCUUAAAGACGCUCCUUGUUAUCCCGUGUCGAGGC
This is a messenger RNA of Amoebophrya sp. A25, 2195 nucleotides long. Lineage: Eukaryota; Dinophyceae; Syndiniales; Amoebophryaceae. The record is from the annotation of a GenBank genome assembly.